Solea senegalensis (Senegalese sole) is the source of this 2586-nucleotide messenger RNA. It is a transcript of the gene fez1, whose product is annotated as fasciculation and elongation protein zeta 1 (zygin I). NCBI's taxonomy places the organism in Eukaryota, Metazoa, Chordata, Actinopteri, Pleuronectiformes, Soleidae. The transcript has 10 exons. Gene Ontology annotation, cellular component: axon; cytoplasm. The record is from RefSeq and is a predicted model, not a curated record. Bases 337 to 1551 code for a protein of 404 amino acids.
CGCGCAUGCGCAUCCCGAGCGAGGCUGAUCGCCUAUUGAUUGAAAACAACGGGCUGUGGGAGGACGGACACGGGCGGCUGUGGGCUAACACGGGUGAGGGAAGGGACACAGAGCGGAGCUCGAGCCACGCUGCCAUCUUUGGUCUAUUCUGGACUUUGACACCUUCGUCCAUUUCGCUCUGGAAUGAAUGUGACUGCUGCUGCUGCUGCUCGAGGGAAGAAGGCGGCUCGUAUUCAGCCCGUGCUCGUCUAGAGAAGCUGCUCCGUCUUAAAUCCCAGCAGCAGCGAACCACAACAAACACAGCAGGGCUCGGACACUAACCUGUCAGGGGAAAUCAUGGAAGCCCCGCUGGUGUGUUUGGAUGAAGAGUUUGAGGAUCUCCGGCCGUGUCGCAUGGAUGAGCUGGACCAUCCGUCCCCGGAUCACUCCUCCUACUCCACCACCUCCACCACCGUCCCACUGGCCUCCAUCACCCGGGAAGAGUUCUCCGAGUUGGAGAACUUCUCCGAGAUGAUGAGCUUCAAGUCGAUGGAGGAUCUGGUCAACGAGUUUGACGAGAAGCUCAACGUCUGCUUCCACAACUACAACACCAAGACGGAGGUUCUGGCACCGAUACGCAAUCAGUCACACAACCAGGAGGAUGAGGAGCAGCUGCAGGAUGAAGAUGUGUGGGACGCUCUAACUGAUAACUACAUCUCCACUUGGGACGGCCCAGACUCUGAGGGACUCAACGGCAACCUUUCUGACCAGGAGAUCCAUGAAAAAGAUGAGGAGGAGAUGAAUGAGAAGAAUGACAACACCAAAUGCCUGAAUGACGACCCUCUUAUCACAGCUGAUCAGGUAAUUGAGGAGAUAGUGGAGAUGAUGGAGAAUUCUCCUGACCCUGGUGAGACUGAGGAAGAGGAUGAGGAGGAGAGCAGCCACUGCUCCUCCAGGACCAGUCCCUCCCUGCUGGAGGAGAUCAGGCAGCUGUCGCAGGCCUCAAAUAACAACUGCUCCUAUGAAGGCCUGGACCUGAUGCCCAGCUCAGCCCUGGUGGAGCUGCUGCACCGGGUGGAGGCCACCAUCCGCGAGUUCUCAGAGGAGCUGGUGAGCCAGCUGGCCCGGCGCGAGGAGCUGGAGUUUGAGAAGGAAGUGAAGAACACGUUCAUCACAGCCCUGAUGGAGGUGCAGAACAGGCAGAAGGAGCAGCAAGCGAGCAGCAAGCGCAGGCGCCGGGACAAAGCCAUGAGCCUGCAGGGGGGAGGCACGCAGCCCGUGAACGGGGGGAACACAACCUCCACAGGACGUACGGAGAAAACGGGGAGCAUGCCUGUCAAGCGUUUCAGCAUGGAAGGACUGUCCAGCAUCCUGCAGACAGGCAUCAGACAGACAUUUGGAAGCACAGGCAAUGACAAACAGUAUCUGAACACAGUUAUUCCAUAUGAGAAGAACGCCUCCCCUCCGUCUGUGGACGACCUGCAGAUGCUCACAAAAAUUCUUUAUGCCAUGAAGGAGGACAGUGAGAAGGUUCCCACACUGCUAACUGACUACAUACUGAAAGAGACGUAACAUGACCCUCCUCUGUUUCCUCCUCCAGUCUUGUGUCCCACCUAAAGCACUGGUGCGGGGCCGGUGGCCACAGUGUGACGGAGCGUCCUCCUCCUCCUCCAGCCGAGGGGCCUUAUAGUGACCCUCCUCUCACCUCUGGCCCGUGCUGCAUGACCCCUUUUAUCAUUAUCAACCAUGGAUCCUCACCAUCGACAUUAUCGUGUUCACCUCAACUACUCGACUACUGCCUUUUGCUGAGCUCACCUUCUUCUCCCCCCCCACCCUUUCCUACACAUUCAAGUUCAGGGCCAGACCCCAAAAUGGCCGCCGUCUAAACACUAAAAUGGGGGCCCAUCGCUGCCCAUUUUAAAGGACUUCACUAACGGAGCAUGACACGCUGUUACUGAUCGCAAGACCUCUUUGGUACAGGGAUAUGAUGUCAUCACUGCUUUUCUUUUCCCUUUUCCAUUUUCUCUUUUGUUUCUUCUAACAAGAGUUUCAGUGUUGCCAAGUCUUUUUCUCACCAAUCGACUGACCUCAUUACCACAGCCGAUCAUUGGUCAGCGAUUUAUGUUUCAGACGAAAAAACAAACAAAACACGCUCAAAGAAUUCAUUUGAAUACAAAAGCCAUGCACCUUUUUUCUGCCAACUUAGUACUGUAGCGCCAUGUUAAUACCAACGAACAACUAUUACGGGUGCAGUGCAUUACAAAGCUACUUUUUCUUUUUGUUUAUCUUUUUAACGUCUGAUAUCCAGUGCUCUUCUGAUUUUUGUAAAGUAAUUUUUCUUAUUUGUAUCUGAAUACUUGAUAUAAACUCUCUUGUUGUUGGUUUUUUUCGAUUUACUGCCACCAGAGGGACCGUCCUCUGUGUGUUCCAUCCUGUUCAGACACGCAGAGUAUGUGUAUUACUUGGAUUUAUCAUCCCCACAGUGAGACAGGCUCAUUCCAAUAAAGGCGUGCAUAUUUGCAUAUUGGCAUAUUUAUGACUUCCUUUGCGCCAUGUACGUGAAUGUUACAUCGCUAAUCGCAAGAUUCUAAUAAACGUUCUGCCCGA